UGCCUGGCUACAUACAUUGACUUUCCACUUGGUUCUCACUAGUUACGGCUCUUUCUAGUGCAUCGACUAAAUAAACUUUCCACGACUCGAGCCACCUACCCUACCUACGGUAGGAAACCCAUUUGCAAUGGCCGACGUACCGGCACCUCCCCCGCACCCAGCAUCGGAGCCCGUUACAGAGCCGGCUGCCGAGACGGCGGUUCAACCGGCGACUCAACCGGCGACCCAGGCAGCCGCUUCUCCUGAAGCUGAGGGGGGAAGCACAGCCCCUGCACAAGAAACCGUCGCCAAAAGCGACUACGGGAUGGACGCAUCCUCACAGCUCACUGGCACAACGAACAAUUCCCUGGCGUCCGUGAUCCCAAGUAUCUUUAACUAUCGGUUCGAGAAUGGCCGCAGUUACCACCGCCUCAGCGAUGGCAGCUACCUCGUUCCCAACGACGAGGCUGAACAAGAGCGGCUCGACAUUGCGAACCAUCUCUGGCUCAUUGCCUGGGACGGCAAAUUCUGCCUGUGUCCCAAGAAAGAGGGCGCCAAGAGGGUUCUCGACCUCGGCACAGGCACGGGCUUGUGGUCCAUCCUAUACGCCGACGCGUACCAAGGAGCAGAGGUUCUAGGCGUGGACCUGAGCCCGAUCCAACCCGAGUUCGUGCCACCAAACUGCUUCUUUGAGGUUGAUGAUCUGGAAAAGAAUUGGACGUGGACGAUCCCGUUUGACUUCAUCUUUGCGCGCAACAUGGCUGGCAGCUUCCAGGAUUGGGCAAAGGUCAUUGCGCAGGCGUUUAGAAAUCUCGAGCCUGGCGGGUACUUUGAGGUCCACGAUAACCUGUACCCCCUCGAGUGCGACGACGGCACCCUCAAGGAGGAUUCGGCGCUGUUCAAGUGGUCAAAGUACCUCGUCGAGGCCACGGACAAGAUUGGCCGCCCCAUCACCAUUGCCUCCAAGCUUGACAAGAUGCUCGAGGAGGCCGGAUUCGUCGAUGUGGUGGUCACGAAGCAGGUCAUGCCGGCGUCGCCUUGGGCCGAGGACGAAAAGUUGAGGAACCUGGGUCUGUGGACGUCGGCUUCGCUCCUCCUGGGCAUUGAGGGCCUAUGUCUCGCCCUCUUUACUCGCGUGCUGGAUUGGGACACUAACGAGGUGCUUGCGUUUUGUGCAAGCGUCAGGAAAGAUGCCAAAAACUUGGGCAUCCAUGCGUACUGGUACGGAUACUCCAUCUACGGACGGAAGCCGUUCCCCAAGGAAGGGGAAGAGGUACCGCAGAACUGAGAACUGACAUGGAGAUUUUGUUUUGGGGUUCGGCGGGUUUCCUGUUAGAAAGGCUGGUCCAGAUGGUGACUGCCUCGUAAUUUCCAAGCGUGCGUUUUUCGAACUGCAUUAUUUGAUACUUUUACACUAUUGCUCGUGCUUUGUCGUUCCAACGUCUAUGCUUCGACCUUGCCUUUGGCUUCGCUACAUUACAUUUAUUAGGACCAAUACUCAUGAGUGACCUCUAGUCUUCCGG
Molecule: messenger RNA, 1502 nt
Organism: Colletotrichum phormii
Lineage: Eukaryota; Fungi; Ascomycota; Sordariomycetes; Glomerellales; Glomerellaceae
Product: methyltransferase domain-containing protein
Exons: 1
Coding region: 128-1267 (379 amino acids)
Molecular function (GO): methyltransferase activity
Source: RefSeq, a predicted model, not a curated record